Messenger RNA from Nematostella vectensis (starlet sea anemone), 3795 nucleotides. RefSeq lists its product as uncharacterized. The record is from RefSeq and is a predicted model, not a curated record. The transcript is spliced from 10 exons. The coding region runs from base 130 to 2013 and encodes 627 amino acids. NCBI's taxonomy places the organism in Eukaryota, Metazoa, Cnidaria, Anthozoa, Actiniaria, Edwardsiidae.
UUGUGAUCUGAGAGGCAGGGGGUCCUGAUAGUUGUUUGCUUGGCGAUCUCAUACCUGUUCAGAUUGAUAACAGAUGCCGGACUGAGAGAGUCCGCGAUCAAUUCAGGGUGAGAAGCGAGCAAAACAACUAUGAAGAGAGAUGAGGUGAUUUUAGCCAUUCUCUUCGUUGCCAUAGUGGCGGCAUUUUGGAGAGCAAACGCAGGGAACCUAGCUCUUCGCCAGCCCACUGCAUCCUUGAAUAUAUGGGAAGGCAGAGCACCUCCUCACCUCGCUGUGGAUGGGGUUAACAUGUCGAAUUUUUUCACUGGGUCUACCAUCUGGUGCUUUGGGACCUCCCCAGACCCUACUCACGGAGGGUGGUGGCGGGUGGACCUCGGACGGACCCACGUGGUGGACGAAGUGUUUAUCAUAUCAAGGGGAGAUUGUUGCCCAGAGAGACUGGCAGGACUGGAAGUCAGAGUUGGAGACAGCCUGGUGAAUAACGGAAUAGAGAACCCCAUGUGUGGAAGUAAGAUAACCACGGGACCUAUCAACAAGCCCAUCUACUGCAGUCCGGGUCUGCGAGGUCGCUAUGUCGUACUAUACAUCCCUGGAGUGAAUAACAGACUUGAGAUAUGCGAGGUCAUGGUGAACCGGAACCCGACAGUGAAUCUUGAGUUGAAAAAACCUACGACCCAGAUUUCUCUUUAUGGUGCCGGCGAUGCUUCACGAGCUGUUGAUGGGAACACUGACGGGAUCUUUGCCAGAGGGAGCUGUACGCACACUUCUGCGCAUACUAAUCCCUGGUGGCGCGUGGACCUGGGCACUACUCAUCCAGUCUCGGAAGUGUUCCUGGUGAAUCGUGUGAAAGAUUCAGAGAGAUUGCAAAAUGCUGAAGUCAGAGUUGGAGACUCUCUGACCGAUAACAGCAACACCAAUCCUCGCUGUGGAGACAUGUUCUCCAUGGCAACACUGCAGAAGCUAUCCAUCUACUGCAAGCCGAGGAGAUCAGGACGCUAUGUGAACGUGCGUCUGGUGGGAGCUAAUAUGGUUUUCACCCUGUGUGAGGUGGAGGUGUACUCCGAGAGCAAAGCUGUGAUCCUCAACAAACCCCCACCACCGGAGGUGCCUGAAAUCUACGACAUUCAAGCUACUUUUGCAAACUUUACAUGCCCCGAGGCGUUUGGGUACCCUGUGCCAGAUGUAGCCUGGGUACUAAAUGGCAAAGUUUACCAAAACGGUUCUAGUCGUCAUUUUCGGACACCAGCCUUGGAGGGUGUGGCGUAUGGGGACUUGACAUUGGAGUGCAUCGUGUCCAACAAACACGGCUCUGACUUCUACCAGUUUCCUGUUCACCAUCUCAGUCACCUCAUGAUGUGUCGAGAUCACCAGACCAAAAAUCAUCCCACACGAGAUGCCACAUAUAAAGUCACAGGGAGCUUUAGCAACGACGGUGAUAUCAAUGAGACGAAAUGGCGGCGAUACGAAGCGGGGUCAGCACCCAUGCAGCUCGCCGAGUCGUGCGUACCUACCCAUCGCUGCAACACCAAGGCCACCGGAUGGAUGACGGAACCUCAUCCCAGCGCCCGCGAUGGCGUGGUACAGCGGACAGUGUGUUUUCACUGGGACGAUGAUUGCUGCCGUUAUCAGACGCAAAUCUUUGUCCGCCGUUGCCAUGGAUUCUACGUCUACAGACUUAAAGCGCUGAAGUUUGCUGUGGAGGCAAGAUACUGCACUAGAGCACUUGUGACACCAUACGAUGAAAGCAUCUUGAUGUCCCAGUACAUAUCCUCAUCCGGUUACGACAACUACGCGUUACGAAGUCACGCAGUCGCCAUAGAGCAAGAUGUCACGGUGGAAGAUUGCGUUAUGUUCUGCAUGUUGGAUUGCAGGUGUCAAUCACUAAACUACAAUACAAGCAGCCAAACUUGCGAGAUCAACAACUCGACCAGACACGAGAGCGAAGAUGAUGUUACAUUGAGAGCAGGAGUGCUCCAUUACGAGUCUGUACAGUUUAUACAAUUCAACGAUUAGAUGCGUGUGGUGUCGGUGAUAAUGUGUUUGAUGUCAACGAUUAGAAGCGGGUGAUGUACGACAGUAAAACAAUCCCAGAAUACACUAGGGUGAAGAGGGCUCCUCUGCGAGGCUGAACUAGUUUAACACUCUGACAAGUAAUUGCGUGAUAUCAACAAUGCGUGUGGUACACGGGCCGUAGCGGUGCCGGAAGUAAUGAUGACUGAUUUAGAUGAUGUUUACACUGGGCGUAGCGGUGCCAGUAGUAAUGAUGACUGAUUUAGAUGAUGUUUACACUGGGCGUAGCGGUGCCAGUAGUAAUGAUGACUGAUUUAGAUGAUGUUUACACUGGGCGUAGCGGUGCCAGGAGUAAUGAUGACUGAUUUAGAUACUGUUUACACUGGACGUAGCGGUGCCAGGAGUAAUGAUGACUGAUUUAGAUGAUGUUUACACUGGGCGUAGCGGUGCCAGGAGUAAUGAUGACUGUUUUAGAUGCUGUUUACACUGGCCGUAGCGGUGCCAAGAGUAAUGAUGACUGAUUUAGAUGCUGUUUACACGGGCCGCUGCGGUGCCAGGUGUAAUGAUGACUGAUUUAGAUGAUGUUUACACUGGGCGUAGCGGUGCCAGUACUAAUGAUGACUGAUUUAGAUGCUGUUUACACUGGCCGUAGCGGUGCCAGGAGUAAUGCUGAUUGAUUUAGAUGCUGUUUAUACUGGACGUAGCGGUGCCAGUAGUAAUGAUGACUGAUUUAGAUGAUGUUUACACUGGGCGUAGCGGUGCCAGGAGUAAUGAUGACUGAUUUAGAUGCUGUUUACACUGGGCGUAGCGGUGCCAGUAGUAAUGAUGACUGAUUUAGAUACUGUUUAAACUGAACGUAGCGGUGCCAGAAGUAAUGAUGACUGGUGCUGGCGCUAUUCGAAAAAGGCGUAGCGGUUCCAGGAGUAAUGCUGAUUGAUUUAGAUGCUGUUUAAACUGGACGUAGCAGUGCCAGUAGUAAUGAUGACUGAUUUAGAUGAUGUUUACACUGGACGUAGCGGUGCCAGUAGUAAUGAUGACUGAUUUAGAUGCUGUUUACACUGGGCGUAGCGGUGCCAGUAGUAAUGAUGACUGAUUUAGAUGAUGUUUAAACUGGACGUAGCAGUGCCAGUAGUAAUGAUGACUGAUUUAGAUACUGUUUACACUGGGAGGGCCCCCGAAUGGUCUUUGGCGAGCACCCCGUUUUUUAUGCAAGACCGAGCAUUUUUAGUCGGAAAAAAAUUGCGCGAGCAUGCGAGCAUUAGCCGAAAACUGCGAGCACAUCGAAAUUUCGGGGGAUCAUUCGGGGGCAAUACUGGGCGUAGCAGUGCCAGAGGUAAUGAUGAGUGAUGCUUGUGCUGUUAACACGGGCCGUAGCGGUGCCAGGAGUAAUGCUAACUGGUUCUGGUGCUAUUUAAAAGGGGCGUAGAGGGGCUAGGAGUAAUGCUGACUGAUGCUUGCGCCCCUAGAUCCCCUAAAACUACCUGUAUCAGUCAACACAAAAAGCUGUUAAAUGUUGGCUCCGCUUAUAGGCAGUGCCUGAAUCUAUAUAUUACGAGGCUUAGCGGUGCCAGGUGUAAAACUGGUUGAUACUGGCCCUCCCAGCACGCCACCUCUCCGUAAGGCGCUGACUAAUCAAAAUGCACUAAAUGCAAUUUUUUCAAAGCUUAAAGCAGUAUACCGACAAAUUUGAUUUAAAUUCCCUUUUAAAUUGAAAAAAUUAUAAUCAUCACAGUAUUGAAUAAUUGUUCAACAGAACUACCUCAGUAUGUUAGUAGGUGGUAAUCA